AUGCUUAAAUACAUCUGGCAUGUGGCAGUCGUAACAAUAAUUUUCUGUUGGCUUCAGACACCGGUUGUGGCACGUAGUGCUUCCAGCUCAUCUUCACACACAACACAACAUGCAAACAGCAUUGCUGACGACCCGGAGGGUCAAUCGCAGGCAGCAACAUCGACGAGCGGUACAUCAAAUACAGCAAAUGUCUGGAAGGAUCUUUCAAUGGUUUAUCGGCUGUAUCAGCAAUGUGCGGCUGAAAAUCUAUCCGUCUGCCUCAAAGUUAAACUGCUAACCGGUCUGGAGAAAGUUCAACGUUCAGCUAAGAAAUUGAAAAUAAUGGAAGGUAUACAAUUUGUAAAGGCCGACGAUUCAGAGGAGCCGACUAAACCGAUACUCACUGAAGCUGAACUGGAGGCAAAUUUACCAAGAGCUUUGGAUGCCAAGGAGCAGGUUUUAACGAAUUUGAUUGUUAAAAAUAUUGCCGGUUUUCUGCAGCGCCAUACGUUACAGAUAAGAUUCCCCGAUGUCCGACCUGACGACUCCAUUUUGGGCAACACUGUCGAAAGUCGUAAGAAAAAGGAUAAAAAGGGUGGCGGCGCCUACAUAAUGAUUCCAUUGCUAUUGGGUGGCACAUUCGUCCCCAUUGCCUAUGGUGCCUUGGCUAUGCUUGCUGGUAAAGCUUUAAUUGUUUCAAAAUUAGCUUUAGUUUUGGCUUCGAUUAUUGGCAUCAAGAAAUUGCUUAGCGGUGGUGGCAAAGAAUCCUCACAUGAAGUCGUAGUUUCAUCCGGUGGUCACUCCGGAUGGGGCCGUGACUUCGAUUUAGCCUACAGUGCUUGGAAACCAUAUAAGGAUUCGAAAAAGACAGUAUAA
Musca vetustissima is the source of this 855-nucleotide messenger RNA. RefSeq lists its product as uncharacterized. The coding region runs from base 1 to 855 and encodes 284 amino acids. The transcript has 2 exons. The record is from RefSeq and is a predicted model, not a curated record. NCBI's taxonomy places the organism in Eukaryota, Metazoa, Arthropoda, Insecta, Diptera, Muscidae.